GUUUUAUAAUAGACAUGCCUCUACCAUCAUCCAUCAUCCAUCAUCGAUUCAUCCAUCAGCACUCAGCACGAUUCUCUCACAGAAAAAUAUGGCAGUGGAGUUAGAGUACUCUGGGGUAUAUAUAUAGUGCGGUGAACCUACUGCUGGUAGACUCGUCACAGUGACGAGUGGUUCAGUCAGCGACAACUUGAAUGUCUUCCUUGGCGCAGGAUCCUAUUCCACAACUUGGUCUGGGAAACACGUUUGGCGCCCUUUUUAUUGGGGUUAUCCUCGCAGCAGUGCGCAUACAAAGCGCGGGGAUAACAUUUUUCAAGCUGGUUGUACGUCCAUGCUGCCUUAUUGUCGGUCCUGGUCUUGAUGUCACGGUAUUUGAUGCUCUGCACCUGGCCUUGACAAUCCAUUGCGUCUAUUACUAUCUGGUAACCAACUAUGCGAACUUUGGUGUGCUCGCGGAAAUCGUAUGGAGUCUCAAAAUUUUCAUCAUUCCUACGAUACAUUUCAAGGGCCGAUCAAGAGCUCUCCCGGUCAUAGCAUUGACCAUAGUCGUGGUCCUAAGUGCAGGCGAGUCUGUUGCCUGCAAAUUGAGUAGAUAUAAGGUCAAGUUGUUCAAAGAUUUGGUUGGAAUCGAGUGGUCGACAUACAUGUCCUUAGGAGCGACUACUUUUGUUGAUUUUGUCAUCGCAUCAUCGCUAUGCUAUCUCCUCGCCACUUCGCGUACUGGGUUCUCUAGGACCGAUUCGUUCAUAACGAAGCUCGUGGGCUAUACCAUCAGUACUGGCUGUCUGACAAGUAUAUGUUCGAUGUCAAUCAUAAUCACAUGUGCUGUGAUGCCGACAACCUUCAUCUUCAUCGGUCUCCAAUUUUUAGUGACUAAAUUAUAUGUCAACUCGUUUAUCGCAUUCCUGAACGCGCGAUACUACAUACAGGCCAACGCGAUUGUCGAUUCUCACCAAUUGUAUGAACGCCACGGCGUCUACCACCCAGAACUCCACAUUAGUGCGUCGCAAGACGAAGAGUUUCAGAAGUCCCAGAAGGACCCUGAGGGUGAAAUGUUGCAUAUCACGCAACCUAUCCAGGCUGCCAUGUCGCCGAUAGUGGAAAUGAAGUCUUUCUUGUUAUUGGUAGGCAUGGAUUAUUAACUGCGUGUCUAAUCGAGAGAACGCCUGCCAAAAAACGGAGUUUAUAAUAAAUUAUCAUUCGGAUCCUAACAAUAUUUGCGGGAAGCUCCCUUCUAACCAUGACUCUUGUGAUGGGAUUCAAAAUUUGUAAUUUGGUGACGCCAGCUGCAGGGUCGUCGGACUUUAGAAAUGACGACGUCUUUUGACGCCUUGGGACAAUUGUAUUGAUACAUCGCCUUGAUCGUCACUGGAUCCAAUUAC
This is a messenger RNA of Suillus subalutaceus, 1379 nucleotides long. RefSeq lists its product as uncharacterized. NCBI's taxonomy places the organism in Eukaryota, Fungi, Basidiomycota, Agaricomycetes, Boletales, Suillaceae. The record is from RefSeq and is a predicted model, not a curated record. The transcript is spliced from 13 exons. The coding region runs from base 192 to 1139 and encodes 315 amino acids.